AUUACCUAUACGAGUAAAAGGUGACAAGUGAUAUAUAGUGGAUGUCAUACCAAGGUGUGCUAAUAAACAGGUGUUAACUUAUUGACAUUUCUUUACCUCAACACGUAAUAAUUACACGUUAUUGGACUUAUCAAAGCGCAGUGGAUUAUUGUAACUAAAUCAGAAUUUCAGAAAGUAAAAAGCUCAAAUAAAGAUGCACUGAUUAACAGAAGAUAUAUUUUUAAAGAAAUAAUAGUCUAGAACACCAUGUCACUUAAAGAAACACAACAGUUUGAAAAGGGGCGUAUUAAAGUCCUACAGGAUGAGAGAGUCUACAUUCAGAAAAAGACGUUUACAAAAUGGGCCAAUGCCUUCCUGGAAAAGGCCCGAAUGGAGAUCAAAGAUUUAUUCACAGAUUUAAGCGAUGGUAAAAUGCUGAUGAAACUUUUAGAAAUAAUCUCGGGUGAAAAUCUUGGUAAACCAAAUAAAGGUGUACUCCGAGUCCAGAAAGUAGAAAACCUCAACAGAUGUUUGAAAUUUCUGGCUACAAAGGUAUAUUUUGAAAACAUUGGAGCUGAAGAUAUUUUGGAUGGAAAUCAACGAUUAAUCCUGGGGUUAAUAUGGACCAUUAUUUUACGUUUCCAAAUUCAAGAAAUUGUAUUAGAAGAUGAUGAGGAUAAAGGAGAGAAAAGAUCUGCCAAAGAUGCACUGCUACUAUGGUGUCAAAGAAAAACAGAAGGGUACCCUGGUGUUAAAAUUACAAACUUUACAACAAGUUGGAGAAAUGGAUUAGGAUUUAAUGCUCUAAUCCAUGCUCACAGACCAGAUGUAAUAGAUUAUGAAAAAUUAGAACCAGCAGAUCAUAUUGGUAAUCUGAAUAAUGCCUUUAAUGUAGCAGACAGUCAGUUGGGUAUACCCAGAAUCCUUGAUGCAGAAGACGUAGAUGUAAAUCGACCUGAUGAAAAAGUUAUAUUAACAUAUGUAGCUUCUUAUUAUCAUUAUUUUGCUAAAAUGAAGAGUGAAAUGACCGGAGGUAAACGAAUUGCAAAGGUUCUAGGCAAUAUGGUGGAGGUAGACAAGAUGCAACAGGAAUAUGAAAAUCUUAUGUCCAACUUAUUAGAAUGGAUACAGCAAAAAAUUAAUAGUUUAAAUAAUAGAAAUUUCCCCAAUGCCUUAGAAGGAAUUCAGAAAGAACUUCUGAUGUUUAAAGAAUAUAUGACAGUGGAAAAACCACCCAAAUAUCGAGAGAGAGGAAAUAUAGAAGCUCAGUAUUUUAAUAUUCAAGCCAGAUUAAAAGCCAAUGGACAAAAACUUUACAUUCCUAAAGAAGGUCAUUUAAUACAUGAUAUAGAAACAGCAUGGCUUCAUUUAGAAAAAUGUGAACAUGGCAGAGAAGUAGCAUUGAGAGAUGAACUAAUCAGACAAGAACGUCUAGAACAAUUAGCACGAAGAUUCGCCCGCAAGGCUGGUAUUCGUGAAGCAUGGUUAAAAGAUAUGGAACAGAUUCUAGAUGAAGAAAUUAUCUGUAGUAAUGCAGUGCAAACUGAGGCAGCUGUUAAAAAACACGAAGCUAUCAGUGCUGAAAUUCUAGCACGGAAAGAUCGUUUCCGAGCUUUAAACAAUUUAGCCAGUGAAUUAGUUCAGGGAAAUUAUCAUAAUAAAGACAGUGUCCAAAAGAAAGAUCAAGAAGUAAUGAGAAGAUGGCGGGCAUUAUUGGAUACAUUAGAAGGUCGCAAGGUCACACUAUCAGGUUUUAGUAACUUGAUGAGCCAUUUCCGUGAAAUAGAGAGUAUUGAAGAAGAAUUGAAAGAAGUUGAGGGAAAAGUCAAAUUAACAGAUUAUGGUAAACAUCUACAAGCAACAGAAGAUUAUAUAGAACAACAUUCAUUACACGAAUCACAGUUACAAGCUCUUGCUAAACGUGUUCGUAACCUAAACAGACGCUCUAAACAAUAUGGCGACGAAGGUCAUCCUGAAGCCAAACCACUGGAAAAAAGACUUAACUCACUAAAUGAUUCUGUUGAAAGGGUCAAGAAUCUAAGUAAAGUAAGAAAGAAUGGGUUAGAGGUAGCUAAAUCAUAUUACCAAUUUAUGGAUGAUUCCGAAAUGGAUGAAAGGUGGGUGACAGAAAAACUUGAAGAUGUUCGCUCUAAUAAUACAGGAAAAGAUUUGGAUUCUGCAUUGAAAUUACUGAAAAAACAUGAAAACUUAGAACUAGAAAUGGCUACUCGCUGGAAGAGAUGUGAACAGCUCUGUGCUGUUGGUCAAGAUUUAGUCAACAGUGGUCACCAGUCCCGCUCUGAGAUAGGUCAACGCAUCAAAACUAUGAUGGAUAAAUGGAAACAACUACAAGAACAGGCUAAAUUACGACGAGUUCGUCUUGAAGAUGCCAUUGAAGCACAUCAGUAUUAUGCUGAUGCUAAUGAAGCUGAAUGGUGGAUGAGAGAGAAGAUGCCUAUUGUUACUAGUGAUGAUUAUGGUAAAGAUGCUGCCAGUGCUCAGGCUCUUCUUUCCCGUCACAAUCGUCUAGAAAAGGAUAUCAAGUCUUUUAAUACUGAAAUCAAAAGAUUAGAAGAAUUAUCUGUCUUGAUGACCAAGGCUUCCACUGAGCAUAAUAUAUCACCAGCUAAAUUCAGUCUUCCUGCAGAAAACGGAGAAAAAUCUGAUGAAGAAGAGUUUGGUGAGGAGGUUAUAGAAGUUCCACAGGAAGUAGAAGUGGAAAGAGUUGUUGAACAAGAAGUACUUCAAGAUGUUGUGGAGACUAGAAAAAUACCUCAGGUCAAGGCCAUGUAUGCUUACAAAGGUCAAGAUACCAAAGUUGAUAAGGGAGAGAUAAUGAUCUUAUUACAACAAACUAAUGAAGAUUGGUGGCAAGUUCGUCAGACAGAUGGAACUGAGAGUUUUGUUCCAGCUAAUUAUGUCAAACCUGUGGAACCAAAGGUCAUUCAGAAAGUUGUCAAACGUCCUGUGAAAGUUCCAAAAAGAGUAAAGGUUAAAGAAACUGUUAUGAAGAAAGAGGUGGUUAAACAGAAAAAGUCGGCUAAAGUUCGACGGGCUCCUUCAGUACGAUCACAAGCCAACUUACAUUUUGAUAAAGAUAAUGUAGAAACUAGACAACGUGGUAUCACUGUCCUCUACAAUAAACUCAGUAAAUUAGCUAAAGCAAGAUCUGAUAGUUUAGCUGAUGCCAUUCGACUCUUCCAGUUUUAUAGAGAAUGUGAUGAAUUCGAUAUCUGGAUGACAGAAAAGGAAAAAGUUUUGACAAAAAAAGAAAGUCUUGCUGAUAAUGUGGAUGCUGUCCGUAAUGAAUUUAAGAAUUUAUUAACUAGUUUUGCUGCUAAUAAAGGACGUUUGGAUGAUAUAAAUUCAUUAGCUGGUGCCAUUGUGAAUUCAGGAAGUGGCCAGUCAAAGAAAGUUCAGGCACGACAGAAAGAAAUAAAUGACAGAUGGGCACAACUUAAUAAACUUAAACAGGAAAAGGAAAAAUCUUUGCAAGGUGCCUCUAGUAUUGAGUUGUUUAAUUCAACAUGUGAUGAAUUACAAGAAUGGAUUAAAGAAAAAGACUAUGCUAUAAGUACUGAUGAUAUUGGUAAAGAUUUAAGGUCUAUAGAAGCACAACAACGAAGACAUGCCAAUUUGGAAAGAGAACUUGCUUCUAUGGAGAGUCAGAUGAAUACAGUAUGUUCUUUAGGAGACACUGUGAAAACAACAUAUCCAGCUGAAGGAAAAUAUGUUGAUCAACGCCUCAAAGAUUUGACAGCCUUAUGGAGGGGAUUAAAGGAAAAGGAAAAGGCUAGAAAGAAGAAACUUAAUGAAGCUCAAAAUCAACUGAAAUUUGCUGAAGAAGCGAAAGACUUAUUAUCUUGGUCUGGAGCUGUACGAGCUCGUCUUGCUAGUGCUGAGAUGCCACAUGAUAUCAAGAGUGCUGAAAGAAUGCUGAAGGAGAAUGGAGAGUUAGCAGAUGAUAUUGCUGCCUAUAAAGACAAAUUUGCAAAGAUCCGUGUUUUGGGUAAUGAAGUUUUAGCAAAAGAUCCAAAUGCUCGGGAUGUGAAGGAGAAGAUGGAAAGACUUGCUGCAGAAGAAAGAUUAAUCAAUGACCUGUGGAAACAAAGACAAAAGCAAUUACAAGAUGCUUAUGAUCAACAGGUGUUUAAUAGAGAUGCUGAUAAGAUAGAUGCCAUCACUAGAGGACAUGAGGCUUUCCUAGACUUUAACGAUCUUGGAAGUACAGUUGAUGAUGUUGAAGGCUUAUUGAGAAGACAUGAAGAAUUUGAGAACAAACUUCAGGCUCAGGAUGAGAAGGUUCGAGGAUUAAAUGAUAUGGCUGAAAAACUCAUAGCAGAAAAACACCCCAAUCAACAACAUAUUAAGGAUAGAAAUAAAGAAGUAAAAAAUAGGAGAGAAGGUGUAAAAGUUAAAGCAGCUGACAGAAGGAAAGCUUUACUUGAUGCUCUUGCUUUCCAUCAAUUCAAACGAGGUUCACAAGAGUUAUCUGAUUGGAUGAAAGAUAAAUAUAAGACAGCUACAGAUGAAUCGUAUCGUGAUCUAUCGAAUCUACAGAAGAAAUUACAGAAACAUCAAGCUUUUGAAGCCGAAUUAAAGGCUAAUAGUGACAGAUUACAGUCAUUAAAUCAGUCUGGCGAUGGUAUGAUUAAAGAUAAACAUUAUGCAUCACCAGAAAUAAAGACUAUCAUGGGUAAACUCAACUCUGAAUGGGAUGAUUUAUCAUCCAAGGCUGCAGAGAAAGGAAAUAAAUUACGAGAAGCUGGUCAACAACAAGCUCUAAAUCAAGCCCUAGAAGAUGCUCAGGAUAAAUUAAAUGAAAUGGAGAAAUCUAAUGCCAAUAAAGAUUUAGGUUCUGAUUUAAGGGGUGUAAAAGAAUUAUUGAAAAAACAUCAGAAUCUGGAGAAUGAUUUGUCUGGAUUGUCAAAGACUAUACAAGGUUUGAACAAAGAGGGUAAAGAAAUGGCUGACAAAGGACAUUUUAAUUCUGCUAAUAUUAUGAAAUCUGUAGAUGGAUUUAAUAGUAGAUUUAACAAAUUAAAACCAGAAGUGGAAGAACGUAAAUCUCAGUUACAGGAAUCGUUACAAAGACAUCAGUUUAAUUUUGAUGUAGAAAAUGAGUUAUCAUGGAUAAAAGAGCACUUACCAGCUGCCUCGUCUGUUGAUUAUGGUAAAAAUCUCAUCGAUGCCCAGAAACUACACAAAAAACAUCAGGACUUGGAUCGUGAAAUUCAAGGUCAUCAACCUAACAUUGAGCGGGUUUUAGCUACUGGUGAGAAACUAUUAGAAGAUAAACAUGUGGACUCAAAGAAAAUCAAAGAUAAAUCUCAGGAACUACAACUGUCAUGGGAUGAUCUCCUUAAAAAAUCAAAACUUCGUAAAAAGAAUCUGGAUAUUUCUGUUCAACAACAAAAGUAUCUGUCCGAGGUGGCUGAAGUUGAUAGCUGGAUAUCAGAGAAAACACUGUUGGCAUCUAGUACAGAUUAUGGAAAAGAUGAGGAUGCUGCUGAUAAACUGCUUGCUAAAAAUAAGGUUUUAGAAACGGACAUCCAGACUUAUCAGGGUAUAGUAAAUGGAUUAGGAAAAGAAUCAUCCAGAUUGUUUAAAAUGGGUUGUGCUGAUCCUUCCUUUAUUAAGAAAACUCAGGAUCAAUUACAAGAAAGUUUGAACAAAUUAAAGAGAUUAGUAACUGAACGAACAAAGAAUUUAGAGAGAUCUGUACAUCUUCAUGAAUAUAUGAGAGAAGCAGAUGAUCUAGAGGAUUGGAUUGGAGAACAAAUACAAACAGCUAGUUCAGAAGAAUAUGGACAAGAUUUUGAACAUUUUGAGAUAUUACGAGGUAAAUUUGAUGAGUUUAAACUAAGAAUAGAGACUGGUGGUGAGAGAAUAAAACGAUGUGAAAGAUUAUCUAAAGCUUUAUUAGAAGAUAAAGGACCUCAUACAAUACAAGUACAACAACGUCAAGAACAACUCAAAGACUCGUGGAAUGCCUUAAUGGAACAAAUCAGAUCUCGUAAUCAGAAAUUAAAAGGAGCUGAAGAAAUUCAUAGAUUUAAUCGAGAUGUAGAAGAUGCCUUAUCACGUAUUCAGGAAAAACAUGACAGUAUACCAGAUGAUGUUGGUCGUGAUUUUAAUGCUACUUCAGCCUAUUUAAAGAAACAUGAAGCUUUUGAGAAUGAAUUAGUUGCAUUAGAAGCACAGCUUCAAGUAUUGAUAGAUGACUCAGGUAGAUUACAGGUAGCUUACCCUGGAGAAAAUGCAGAACAAAUUGAACAAUUCCAAGCCACUGUUGUUGAUCGUUGGGGUCAGUUACAAGAACGAUCUGAACAACGUAAAGGUCAACUUUUAGCUGCAGCUGACCUUCAUAAAUUUAGAGCUUCUGUUCGUGACCUUGUAGGCUGGGCCAAGGAAAUUGAAGAUGAAAUGAAAACAGAGCACACAAUUCGUGACGUUCAUAGUGUUGAUAUGUUGAGAAAUCGUCAUGACCAGAUACGAGCUGAAAUAGAGGCUCGAGGAGAUACUUUCGAUGAUAUUAUUAAAACUGGAAAUGACAUGAUUCAACAUAAACAUUAUGCUAGUCCAGAGAUCAAAGAGAAGAUUGAACAAGUAGGUGAUGUAAAAGAUAGGUUAUUAUCUACAUGGAUGGAACGUAAAGCUUAUUAUGAUCAACUCUGUGAUCUACAUAUCUUCUUACGUGAUGCCAAUCAACUUGAAACCAUUAGUUCCUCACAAGAGGCAUAUUUAACUAAUGCUGAUCUUGGUGCUGAUAUUUAUCAAGUGGAAUCUCUUAAACGUAAACAUGAUGCUUUUGAGAAAGUUAUCGAGGCUCAAGAUGAAAAGCUCGCAGCUUUAACUGAUCAUGGAACCCAACUUGUAAAAGAGAAUCACAUUCAAUCUGAAACAGUACAGAAAACAAUGGCUGCUGUUAAAGAUAGAAGAAGUCAAGUUAAGAAUCGUAGUGAACAACGUAAACAACAAUUAGCUGAUAAUUUACUUUAUGCUAAAUUUAACCAAGAUGCUGCUGAGGCUGAAGGUUGGAUUGAUGACAAAUUGAAAGUAGCUUACGAAGAUGAUUUCCAGAAUUCUACAGAUCUACAUGAUAAGAUGAAGAAGUUACAGAAACAUCAGGCAUUUGAGUCAGAAAUUGUUGCUAAUAAAGACAGAAUAAACAAAAUUAAACAGAAUGGUGAAUUGUUAAUUAAGAAAAAGCAUUCUGCUAGUCCAGAGAUUAAGAAAGUUGGCGAUCGCUUGGGAUCUAAAUGGGGUGAAUUGCUUAAAGCAUCAUCUAAUAGAGGUCGUGGACUUGAAGAGGCUAAGGAUAUCCUUGAAUUUAAUGAACAGGUGCAGAAAGUAGAAGCCUGGAUAAGAGACAAGGAAUUAUUAGUGAAUGCUGGUGAACUUGGUAGAGAUUAUGAACAUUGUUUAGAAUUACAAAAGAAAGCAAAUAAUAUUGAAUCAGCUGGAAUUACCGUCGAUGAAUCUCGAAUCAAAUCAAUCAAUGAUUUAGCUGAUCGUCUGAUAUCUCAGGGACGCACAGAUACAGAAACUGUCAAAAGAAAACGAGAUGAAAUGAACAAAGCAUGGAAGGCAUUACAAGGAAAUCUUACUAAAUAUAAACAACAAUUGUCUACAUCUCUAGAAAUACAUUCAUUUAAUCGUGAUAUUAAUGAUAUUAACGAGAGAAUCAAUGAGAAGGCUAUACUACUAUCAGUUGAAGAUCUGGGUAAAGAUUUAGCUGGUGUUGAAGCCUUACAACGUAAACAAGAAGAUAUAGAAAGAGAUAUGACAGCUUUACAAAAUCAACUAGAGAAAGUAGAGGUACAAGCGGGUAAAUUAUGUAACAGAUAUCGGGAUAAAACUGAUAUGAUAAACCAGAAAAAACAGGAAGUAGAUGAUAAUUGGGAGAGACUGGAAGAUCUGUCAGACCAAAGGAAAGCUAAAUUAGCAGAAUCGUAUCAACUUCAGAAGUUCUUAUCUGAUGCUAGGGAACUGUCAUCCUGGUCUAAUGAGAUGAUCGCUAGAAUGAAUGGUGGAGAACUUGCCAAAGAUGUUGCAGAAGCUGAAAACUGUCUCCAAAUGCAUCACGAAAGAAAGGCAGAAAUAAAUGGAAGAAAAUCUCACUUCUCAUCUAUUAGAGAAUGUGGCAUGAACCUCAUCAACAAUAAACAUUAUGCUAGUGAGGAAAUACAGAAAAUGAUCUCUCAACUAGACAAGACAAAGCUCUCACUUAAUGGAACUUGGGAUAAACAUAAUAAUUUACUUACACAAUGUCAUGACUUAAUGGUAUUUAAAGAAACUGCUGAACAAUGUGAUACUUGGUUAGGAACAAAAGAAGCCUUCUUAGCAAAUGAGGACUUGGGAAAUACACUUUACAGUGUGGAAGGUUUAAUCAAGAAACACGAAGGAUUUGAAAAGACAACGAAAGCCCAAGAAGAUAGAAUAGAAGAUUUAAAACAAUUUGGUGAUGAUUUAUGUGAGAAAGAACAUUAUGCCAAGGAUGAAAUUAAAAAACGAUGUCAGUCUGUUUUAUCAAGACGUGUUCACAUGUGGGAACUUUCCACCCAAAGAAGAAAGAAAUUACAAGAAUCUCAUAAUUAUCAAAUUUUCCUCCGUAAUUUAUAUGAGGUAUCUGGUUGGAUCAAUGAGAAGUUACAAGUAGCAUUAGAUGAAUCAUACCGGGAUCCAACAAAUCUCCAAGCUAAAUUACAAAAACAUCAGGCAUUUGAAGCUGAACUCGCAGCCAAUAGAAAUAGAGUUGAUGCAGUCGUGCAGGAAGGUCAAGGCUUACUGGAUGGUAAUCACUAUUCUCAAACAGAUAUUAAGAAACGAUUAGAAGAAUUAGAGAGAAGUUGGCAGGCGUUGAUAGCAGCUAGUGGAGAUAAAAAGGAUAAACUUCAAGAUGCUUACCAGGCGUUGUUAUUUAAUCGUGCAGCUGAUGACUUGAUGUCAUGGAUGGAUGAAGUUGAGAAUCAGCUGAUGUCUGAAGAUCAUGGAAAAGAUUUAUCAUCAGUUAAUAAUCUACUUAAAAAACAUCAACAAUUAGAACAAGAUAUAUCUAAUCAUCAAGAGAAAAUACAAGAUAUUCUUGAUGCUGUUCAAGUUUUUAAAGAAGCCAAACAUUUCUUGAAGAUUGAUUUACAAGCUAGAUCUAAGGAAGUCUCUGAAAGGUAUCAAUCAUUGAAUGAACCUUGUCACAUCCGACGAGAUAAUCUGGAGGAGGCUUUACGAAUGUAUCAGUUUUAUCGGGAUGUGGAUGAUGAGUUGUCAUGGAUACAAGAUAAACAACCAACCGCAAGUAAUACCGACCUUGGUAAUUCAUUGACUGGAGUUCAAAACCUAAUGAAGAAACAUCAGGCUUUGGAAUCCGAAAUCAUUGCACAUGAACCAUUGAUAGAUGCAGUAGCUAGCUCGGCACAGAUGAUGGUUCGCAGUAAACAUUUCGCAAGUCAAGAUAUACAAAAUCGUCUUGAUAAUCUUCAUAAACAGCUACAGGAACUGAAACAAACAACAUCCAGUCGUAAACUAAAACUGCAAGCUUCCUUAGAGGCACAGAAGUUCUAUACUGAAGUAGCAGAAACUGAAUCCUGGAUGAAUGAGAAAAUACCUCAGCUUACAAGUUCUGAUUUAGGUAAAGAUGAAGAUUCUGUUCAGGCUUUGAUGAAGAAACUUGAUGCAUUAGAAAGAGAUGUAGAUAAUUUUAGUAAUAGUAUUGGAGAGUUAUCUGCUCUUAGUCGUAGUUUAACAGAUAAAGGACAUUAUGAUAGUGAAAAUAUAAAACAAAAACAGGCCGAUAUUGAACAGAGAUAUAGUCAAUUACAAGAUUUAACCAAUCAAAGAAGAGUUAAGUUAAAUGAUAGCAAGAAAUUAUUUGAAUUUUAUCGUGAAGCUGAUGAGGUCAGUGAUUGGAUAGAAGAUAAAAGUGUUAUUGCUGGUUCAGAAGAUUAUGGUCAAGAUUUAGAACAUAUUGAGAUCUUGCAACAAAAGUUUGAAGAUUUUAUUCAUGACCUCAAUUCUAAAGAGGAUCGUGUAACGAAGGUGGUUACUAUGGGAAAGACAAUGAUUGACAACAACCAUUUUGAAAAGACAAAAAUCCAGAAACGAUCUGAUGAGAUUACACAGAUGUGGAAUGAACUCAAAGAAGUGGCUCAAGCUAGACAAGAGUCAUUAGUCGGAGCUAAAGAAGUCCACAUGUAUGGUAGGGAAGCAGAUGAUACUCUGGAAUGGAUACAAGAAAAAGAUCUGAUUGUUAGUAGUGAUGAUUUUGGUCAUGAUCUAGAAAGUGUUCAGUCACUUAUUAGUCGUCAUGAAGGGUUAGAGCGUGAUUUGGCUGCUAUCAGUGAACAGGUUGAAAUAAUAACAAAAGAAGCUGAGAGGUUGAUGGUGUUAUAUCCUGAUGCCCAGGAACACAUAGCUAGAAAACAUGAAGAGAUGGUCCAUGCUUGGAACACAUUGGUCGAAAAAUCAUCUCAACGUAAAGAGAAAUUACAAUCUGCCCUCCAAUUACAGAUGUACUUCAACGAUUAUAGAGAAUUAACUGCAUGGAUCAGUGAAAUGAUAGCUAUAAUAACAUCAGAUGAAUUAGCUAGAGAUUUACCAGGUGCAGAAUCCAUGAUAACCAGAUAUAAAGAACAUAAAGUAGAAGUUGACAGUAGAGCUGAGGCUUUUACCAAGUUCCAACAUACUGGAGAACUUCUCAUCAAAAAUGGUCAUUUCUUAUCAGAAGAAAUCCAGGAGAAGAUAACUCAACUUAAUGGAUCUAGGGAAGGUCUGAUCCGAACCAUGAAUCAUCGUAGAAGUUUACAUGAACAAAAUCUUGAAGCACAGAAAUUGAAAUAUUACAUGGAACAGUUAGAUGCAUGGAUGUCGUUACGUGAACCACAUCUUAGAGGAAAGAAUUACGGUGAUUCUAUACAAGGUGUAGAAGAACUUCUCAGACGCCAUGCAGAUUUUGAAAAAACAGUUGAUGCCCAAGAACCCAAAUUUCAGGCUUUGGAUAAACCUUCUGAGGUUGAGAAGGCAUUUGCUCAGCAUCGACUACAAGAACAGCAACAACAAGUUCAGGAUGAAGCUAAAAGAGAACGAGAACGUCUGGAUGACUUGAGACGUAAAGAACAGGACCGUAUUCUUGACGAACGAAAGAAAGAAGAAGAUCAACGUAAAGCUCGUGAAAUCAGUCUUCGUCGGCAGCGUGAAGGCAGUUCAGAAAAUGAAGAAGACAGGGGACAAGAUGAUGGACAAUUGGAUAGAUCUGUUGUUAAAAAUCUUAUAGUUGCUAGGUCACAAAGUAUCAAAAUGGCAGGAAGACCAGAAAACAAUAUGAGUGUUCGACAAGAUCAAUCAUUAUCACCUUUAACCAAGGCUACAGAAUUUACAUUCUCAGGAUCAGUAGACGAUGAAGAUUUGGACAUCCAGAAACCUCAUGAUGCUAGUGUUGAAGAAGAGGGUGAUGUGCCAAGUCUUCCAUCGUUACCUCCUCCACCCAAGUCAACAAAUCAGAGAGAUGACCUAAACACAAGUUCUGAAAUGAUCAACAACACUCCUUCCCCUGCAUCGCCAGGAAUUUCUAAAAAAGAAAAGCUUACUUCACCACCCCUGAGUCCAAAACAAAAACGUGUAGAUAAUUUGAAAGACGAAAAGAAAUCAAAACGAACGCCCAGCUUUAAUAUUCGGAGAAAGACUAGAAGCUUUAAAAAGGAAUAUAAAUUACCGGAAACUUUACCACCUGUUGCUAUGGAGGGUACGCUGGACAGGAAACUAGAAUUACAGAGUGGAGGUAAAAAAGCCACGAUACGUUCCUGGAAACAAUUCUACACAGUGAUGUUUGGUCAACUUCUGUGUUUCUUUAAGGAUAAAGAAGCAAUUAGUGAAAGUAAACAGGCAGCAGCACCACCAGUUAAUAUACAUCAAGCAUCAUGUGAAAUAGCUAAAGACUAUACCAAAAAGAAAAAUGUACUACGAGUUAAAACUGCGGAUGGUGCUGAAUUUUUAUUGGAGAUUCACAAUGAAGAAGAAUUAAAUGAUUGGUUAAAUAAAAUAACUUAUCAUGCAGAACAGCCUCCAAUGUUUCCAGCAUUGGAAUUAUAUCAAAAUAGCUCGGAACUGGAUGAAAGUGUUGGAGAUGCAGCAUUGGAACCUUCAGAACAGUUUACUAAAUUUGAAGGGGAAUCCGCUAGUCCACAGCGCAGUGUAAGCCCACAACGAACGACGAGUCCACAGCGAGAUGAAAAACAACAAAAUAGAAUGUCAAUAGUACCUGAAGAUGGUGUUAAAGAAUCUGAACAACAGAAAGAUGUAACAGAUGGAAAGAAAACACCAGUGACAUCACCUGGUGCUGUUAGUUCUAAAUCAGAUGAUUCUUCAUUACCAGUCACCAGUCCAUCUUCACAAUCAUAUAUAUCAGAUGGUCAGAAUGGUGAUGAUGUUCAAAUGCGAUCGAAAGGAGGUGCUUCCAUUAGACCAGUGUCAGAACCAGUCGGACAAUUUGCUGAUGAUGGUAAAUCCGAUAAAAAGAAAAGUCAUUCCGUGUUUGGAUUUUUAAAGAAAAAGAAGGAGAAAGAUUCCAAAGAUGCAUAUAAAGAUUUGAAAAAAGAUAGAGUUUAGAAUAAACAGUAGAUAUUUACAAAAGUAAUUAUUAGGUAUUAAGAAAUCGGUAUGGAUAAUGAACAUGUAUGACCUGAACUAGGUUAAUUCAGUAGCAAUAGAAAUUAUUUUCAUACAGAUUCAGAGGUCAUAUAUACAGUAAAUAUGAGUAGGACAAUCUAGAAGAUAAAUAUUUUGGUUAACUGGUUUCGAUUGCUAUGGUGUAUGUCCAUCAUUCAACAAUAAUAAUACCAAACACACACUUAAUAGACACAUAUCAUGUGAUAGUGAAUCGAAUUUUGACUUUCGCUAAAAGGUCAUACACCGCAUUUAUGUCACUGUACAAAAUAUUAGCAUAAUUUUUUUUCAUCACUUUAUAUAUUACGUUGUAUAAUGUAGCUCAAGAUAAAAUUGUAGAUUUCUGAUAUAGUAUAUUAUUUACAUACUUUUAUUUUUGUAGUUUUGUUAUAAAUUUGUCCAUUAUAAGCUUUUGUUGUCAGAUAUAUAUGUCUCUAAUUGUAAAUUAAGCAAUACGAUUAAUAUGGCACUUGAUCACUUGUUUUUGUAUACAAUUCUAUAUUGAUCACAGGAAUAUAGUUAGUAUAUAAAUAGUUAGGGUUACCAUACCCCCUUUGAUAGCUUAUCUAAAUCACUCUUUCAAAGACUUGAUUAUUAAGUUUGGCUUUUGAAGGGCGUUUCAAAUCUAUGAUGAACAAAAUGGUUGUGUUUAGUGCUUUCACUGUUAUAGGUGUAAUUGUUAUAACUAGUAGUUAUAUUAUUAUGUGUAGAAACUUGACAUUUAUUUCACUUAAAAGCUAUUCCAUAAUUAAAUGUAUCCCGAACAUGAAUUGUCCAGCACAGUAGAAAAAUGUAUUUCAUAUGAACACUGGGCAUCACAAAAGUGCACUUAUUCAGUUCAUGCCAUCCUUUAUAUUUUUUCUAUCUAGAGUCGGUUGUUGAAAACUCGGUUAUUUUAACGAAUUUCCGACAGGCCCCCAAUGAUAGGCCCCACUUCCCUCCAACUCUAAAAUAUUUUAUAGAAUUCUAAAGAAAACUAAACUGGUAUUCUAUUGUACUUUUUGCUAAGGGUAUACUUUGACUGACAGCUGACGUAUGCCAUUGUUAAACAAAUAAGGGAGCCUAACAUCUUCUUUAAAUAUAACAAAUUUGUCAAUUAGAUUUGUUUUUUUCUAGCCGUUAUUAAGAAAUAGUUUUUGAUACAAUUUACAAAUUUGUACACCGUCCACACAUAGCAUAUACAUUCCUUGACAAAUUGUAGAACAGAUUUUUAAUUGUGAACAAGUAUUUUACUGUUAUAAUCUUUGAAGAUUUUACGGACAAGUUCAUCAAGUGAGUUACAAUAGAUGAUACAUCAUGGUUUAUAUUAAGGAUAAGAAUAAAUGUAAAAUUCAAUAGUUGUAACACAAAAAUAAUAUCAGUGAUAUUUUUACUAUUAUUGUAUAGUAUGGAAGUUGGUGCUGCAUUUGUAUUCAUUAAUUUUAAGAAAAUAUUUAAUUAGAUUUGAACAAAUUAAUAUUUGUUAAAUUUCAUAGUUUGUUACAGAAUUUAUCUAAUUAGAGAAAAGCUAUUAAACAGUGCUAAAGAACA
Patella vulgata (common limpet) is the source of this 14169-nucleotide messenger RNA. Its product is annotated as spectrin beta chain, non-erythrocytic 2. Gene Ontology annotation, cellular component: cell junction; cortical actin cytoskeleton; cell projection. The record is from RefSeq and is a predicted model, not a curated record. The transcript has 88 exons. Gene Ontology annotation, molecular function: actin filament binding; phospholipid binding. NCBI's taxonomy places the organism in Eukaryota, Metazoa, Mollusca, Gastropoda, Patellidae. Gene Ontology annotation, biological process: actin cytoskeleton organization. The coding region runs from base 247 to 12582 and encodes 4111 amino acids.